Messenger RNA from Pelobates cultripes (western spadefoot toad), 342 nucleotides. Lineage: Eukaryota; Metazoa; Chordata; Amphibia; Anura; Pelobatidae. The record is from the annotation of a GenBank genome assembly.
AUGCGGGCUAGCAGAAACCCAGGUAUGCCGAACGAAUACAACUCCAUCAAAAUCUUCGCGGAUUUAUCAGCGGACACUCUCCAAUUCAGGAAAUCAAUGGCGCCGAUCACCUCCACCCUGCGGGAGCAUGACCUGAAUUACAGAUGGGGAUUCCCUGCCAAACUUCUGAUCUCCCACCAAGGGGCCAUACACGCCAUCACGACCCUGAAGCAAGGCGUCCAGAAACUAAGAGAUUGGGGGCUUCCCCAACCGGCGACAGAACCAACUAAAACAAAAGUGCCCAAGAUGUCACUGGAAUGGACUGUCAAACGAAAGACUGCCCUUCCCCUGGAACACGCGUAA